UGCAAAGAAUUUUGUUGGAGCAAAAAAUGCAUUAUCAGAUAUAUUUACACUUACAAACUCGAUUGAAUUUCAUGAUACAUUUGCCACUGAGCUUGCAAAUAAUCGUAUACAGUGGAAGUUCAAUCCUCCUCGAAGUCCUCAUUUUGGUGGCUGUUUCGAAAUAUUUGUUAAGGCUUUUAAGAACCAUUUGCGUCGUGUGGUAGGUGAACAGUUACUAACGUAUGAAGAAAUGUUAACUGUUCUUACACAAAUUGAAUCAGUUAUCAAUUCUCGACCGCUUACACUUUUAAGUGAGGAUCCAUCUGAGCUCACAGCUUUAACUCCAGCUUACUUCUUGAUGUCAUCACCAGUAAAAUUUAUACCCGCUAGAAUGAAAGUAGAUGAUGAACCAGUUUCACUUUUAAAACGAUAUGCGUUGUUGGAUGGUAUGAUACAAUCAUUCAGUAAUCGAUGGAAAUUGGAAUAUCUCCAUUUGCUACAGUCGAGAACAAAAUGGAAUACACAAGCCAAUCCUGUCACAAUAGGUACAGUUGUAGUUAUAGUGACAGAUAACGUUUCUCCACUUUCUUGGCCUUUGGGAAAGGUAAUGGAAAUUUAUCCCGGAAAAGAUGGAAUUUGUAGAGUAGUUUUAGUCAAAACUGCAACGGGAAUUUAUAAAAGGCCUGUUGUGCGUUUAUGCCCAUUACCGAACCAAUAAAACUGCCUACAAAACCGCUUACAAAACCGCUUUAAAACCGCUUACAAAACAAUUUACAAAACCGCUUUAAAACCGCUCGAUCAACCGCUUAAUACACCGCUCUCCAAACUGCUUUAUGAAUCUUUUACAACCCGCUUUACAAAAUCGCUUUACAAACCGCUAAACAAACUCAUAUAGUUCUAUGAUCUUUUUUACCAAUCGCGAAUAUCAAUUUUCUUUUCUCAUUGUUAUUACUAUUAUUUUUUUUUGUCUUUUUAUUAUCAUUUCUCUUUAUAAAAAACCUAAAGGUUUUUUAGGCCGGGGGCAAUGUUCACGCCAUCCAAUCACCUUAGUCCUCUCUGUCCUCAUUUUCUGUCCCAACCGCACCCGUUCCUUAAACACCACUCUCUCUCUCUCUCAAUAUUAAAGUGUGGAAGGAGGGGACUAUGAGACUUGCGCCCGCGCCUCAGAGAGAAGCCACUACCGCCGUCGCGAGGUCACGCUUGCUCACUUCUACUACUGUGUUUACGCUACCGCAGAGUACCAAGUACUUACCGCUUAAUAUUCUAUGCGUGGUCUUCUCCCACGGAGACAAGUGAAGUGCCUGAGGACUAAAGCUCUCCUUAUCAAGUCCUGGUAACCGCGAGUGCCUGCAGUCGAGAUCCAUGAGAACCGCGACCGAUGUGCCAUUUUACGUGAGGAACGACGAUCUCCACCACAACCUGGAGCUCUUCACCAUAACCCAAAGGAUAAGGCUGGCGACUACAUGCGACUUCGACGUUAAAAUACCAGCAGCAUCACUACCACAAUGUAUGAAUAAACGUUCGGGUAACACACAUACAAUUCAAUAAUAUUUAUCUAUAUCAUAAAACACAAAAACCAUUUUUUUUAAUUUACGUAUUUUACAUAUUUUUCCAUUUAAUUAUGUAGAUUUUUAGUAGGUAUAAAUAUUCUGUUGAAAAUGAGAAAUUUCAAAGCAAGGACAGGCCUCCAAGGAAAAUGUUUCUACAUUUUGUAAUAUUACUUCUUCUGUCCCAGGGACUUUUUGGUAAGAUAAAUUUCUUUUUUUUUAAUUCUACCCAAUUCUGUAUAGUUUUACGAUGGAUACAGACACGACUCGUUUGUUGUCGUAACCGAUGAUGGUACUAUUUCGAAAGAAUUUUAAUCUCUAUGAGAAUUAUUUAAUUUCACACUAUCUGCAACAUCUUGACAACAAUGAAUUCUUUCUUUUGUUACUUUGUUAUGCCGUUUCACGUGCACAGAAUAUUAAACCUACACGCACGAAUCGUAGCCGAAUAAAAUAUAAUUCUUUCACAGGCGAAGUGAAGGUUUCGGAAGCUAUAGAUUGAGACAGCCGAAUAAUAGGUGGCAAAGAUGCCACUCCAGGCAUGGCUACUUACCAAAUUUCAAUUCGUGUUCGUAGUGGAAACCAAGAAUGGCACAGUUGCGGAGGGUCCAUUUUAAACGAAGAGUACGUGUUAACUGCAGCUCAUUGCAUUUAUGAGACAGACAUGAAAGAUAUGUCAAUAGUCGUUGGCACUCACACGAUUGAUAAAGGCGGCGACCGAUACAAGAUUAAGAAAUUGAUCCCUCAUGAGGAGUAUUCUGAUCCACUUGAUAUAGGCAUCAUACAGAUCGAAGGUAAAAUCAAAUACAGCGAUAAGAUUCAACCCAUUGAGUUAUUAAAAGAAAUGGCACCCGUUGGAAAGAAAUGUCUCUUGACUGGCUGGGGAUACACGGAUUAUGAUCGGAGUACUGUACCAAAUAAUCUUCAAAUGUUGGAGUUCGAAACAAUAAGCAAUGAUGACUGCACUAAACAAUUAAAACGCUCGCCUUACCCGGAUUUAGUGCCCGUAGACGCCGGACAACUCUGCGUUAAGCGUCCGAACAACAAAGGUGCAUGCCAUGGCGAUUCCGGUGGUCCUCUUGUCAUUCAGGACGAUAAGAACAAAACUCUUCAAAUAGGAGUCGUGUCCUGGGGAGUUUCCUGUGCCAAAGAAUAUCCUGAUGUAUUUGCUUCAGUCCAUGGUUACUACGAUUGGAUUCAGAACAAAAUGAAAUGAAUUAAAAAAUAAUUAAUAAUA
Molecule: messenger RNA, 2760 nt
Organism: Pieris rapae (cabbage white)
Lineage: Eukaryota; Metazoa; Arthropoda; Insecta; Lepidoptera; Pieridae
Product: chymotrypsin-1-like
Exons: 5
Coding region: 2065-2739 (224 amino acids)
Biological process (GO): proteolysis
Molecular function (GO): serine-type endopeptidase activity
Source: RefSeq, a predicted model, not a curated record